UUUGAAAAUAUUUAAAGCCCUGAUUGGUCUGUUUCCACAGACAUGGAGGCCCCUGUACGGAUCCCACGGUUUCCCUCUGCUUGUGAUGUGGCCCCCAGGCUUCUGGGCCCCUCUCCUGGCACUGGUGAUCCUUCCUCCAAACCCCAAAAAGAUGAGGUGAAGAUGGAGCUGGAGAACUCGUCAUUAUGGAAGCAGUUCAGCUCAGUUGGCACCGAGAUGAUCAUCACCAAGAAGGGCAGGCGGAUGUUCCCAGGGCUCAGACUGAAACUCUCGGGUUUAAACCCAUCUCUCCGCUACAUCCUCCUCCUCGACAUCGUGCCGGCCGACAACUCCCGCUACCGCUUCCAAGGGGGCGGCUGGCAAGCUGUCGGAGGGGCAGAGGCAAGAUUACCCGACCGGGUCUUCAUCCACCCGGACUCACCUGCCACAGGCGCACACUGGCAGAGCCGCACGAUCUCCUUCCACUACGCCAAGCUUACCAACAACACCCUGGACACACAGGGGCAUAUAAUCCUGCACUCGCUGCAUCGCUACCAGCCCAGAGUCCAUGUGAUUGAAGCCAGAGAUAUGUUGAGAUGGGGCGGAGGACAGCACAACUUUGUUUUCCCCGAGACCCAGUUUAUCACAGUCACAGCUUACCAGAACAACAAGGUAUGGCUUAAUUUGACCCAAAACAAUCUUCGACUUUCUAUCAAACGUCUGACAGCCAUUGUUUGCACUAGAUUUUAUUCAAGGGUAUCGGGGAUCACAGAGCUGAAGAUUAACUCCAACCCCUUUGCUAAAGGCUUUCGAGAGGAUGGCAUGAACAGCAAAAAACAAAGAGAUGCAAGACAGAAACGCAAGAUAGCCACCCUGACUGAAACCUUGGAUAUUGUGAACUGUGAUCCAUGUGAAGCCUCCGAGCCCACAGCCGCCAGCUCAGACCUGCAGGCUCUCACUCUCACCUCCCUGCCUCCACUGCCCGACUCUUCCUGCGGGUUCAGACCUGAGGAGGCAUCCUAUCCAGUCCCAGAACACUCACUAGACCUCAGCCUGACGUUCAUGACCUCCCAGAUGUCUGAUAUCAGCGUCACAAUGGCGAACGGGAUGCAGGAAAAACAGGAAAAUGAAGCGGCACUCAGCAUGAUUGAAGGUCUCUUCCACAGCUCAGAUGCUAUGGUUGAACCAACCUAUGAGCCCAACUUCUCUACUGCUCAGUCCUCCUCUUUCUCCUCCAGAACAUCCCAUCCUCAACCAUCCUUCCGUCCUGUGGAAUACCCUUCCCCCAUGCUCCCUGCCACCCCUUCACUGCAGCAGACCUCCUUCAACUUCCCCACGCCACCACCUUCAGACUCCUCCUCCCCCUCUUCUGGCACCUUCCACACGGUCCCAGGGAUGGUCAGCCCCCACACUCCAGCUGCUUUUGGUGCCACAUCUAACACGUGUCCGUCAGAUCUGCAGGACCAAACAUCUCCUCACUCUCAGGGGCAGCAGGGGGACCCUGAUACUGAUGGAAGUACUGGGCCUAUGGUUCAGACCUCAGGAGCUUUUACUUAUCCAAAUGUCCUUCCUAUGAACACAGAUACUGAAUACAAGCCUUUAGCUGCUAGUCUGCCCUGCUCCCUCCCUUCUAAUUGUGCCGGCACCUCGUUUGCUUUGCCAUCCCUUCCCCAACAAAUGCAAACUGUCUCAUUUCCAACUUUGACGCCUAGCCCUACUCUGAGCUUCCCCAACCUGAGCCACCAAACUGCAGCCCCUUUCCUUCCUCCUUCCUCUUUCCCCCACUCUUCAUCCUCCCUUCCUCACCAUUCGUUCCCGCCCUCCUCUUGCCUGGCUGUGUCCUCCUCAUUCCAGCAGCCCCUCACGUCUGCAGCCCUUCCUCAGACCCAACCCCACCCCUCAUCUUCCUCCUACACCUGCUCAUACCCCUCAGCUGGGGUGAGUACCAUCCCUCAGUUCACUCCUGCUCCCCCCUAUCGCCCGGAGAUGGUACUGCACCGCCAGGCUCUUCUUCCUCAGCUGGAUGCAUCACUGUCUUCCUCCACACCUCCACAAGCCCUUUACCCCGCCUUCCCAUCAUACCCUCUCCGCCUGCACCAGGACCCUCACUCCUCCCUCCCUGCACCCUUCAGGCACCUUUACAGACAGCACCAGCAGAGCUAUCCUCACUCCCAGGGGUCCUACAUUAGUGCGAGAGCAGUGUUUUAAAUAUAUGUUACUGAAUGUUUGAUUUCAAGGCGCUUUCAGGGAAAUUAGCAAUAUUUAGAAUUAGGAGCAGUAGUAAACCUUUUGUGAAUGACCAUAAAUAGUGGGGAAAAUAAUGAUGAUUUGUACAUACUUUGAAGAUUUAUGUUUUAAGUAUUCAUUGCAGUGUGAGAAAUAAAAGUUUCCCGCUGAAGGAAUUUUGUGCUUUUUUUCUCUUUCUCCUAAAAUAAUAAGCGACACUACGUAUGAAAUAGAAAAUCUAACCAUCUCUUCACUUUCAUUAGUUAAUGAUGGUUAUAUAUGGACUGAGAGAGGAACACAUUAGGAACCCAACCAUGACUAAACAGUGAACUGCUGAUCAAAUGUCAUCAAAUAAUAUAUUAUUAGUUAAGGAUUAAUUAAUGGGCUGUUCAAUAGAAGAUGAGUGGGAACAAAUAGUGAAUUACCUGCUGUCUCACCAUUACUUAGUAAUUUUCUUCAUAACAAUUUCCACAACUGAUUAAUCUGUUAUUAAUUACACAUAAAUUAUGGAUAAAUAUAAAUAGGUGAGAAAGAACUUAAAGUCAUUAAUUUAUGAUAACUGAUCAUGCUUACAUAAUUAGUUAUGGUGGUUAGAUUUGGAUUGAUUGAGGAACAAAUAAGGAACUGUUUGCAAAGCAGUCACACCUGUAGGGUGAACCACUGAUCAAAUGUUAGCAAAUUACUAAUUAUUAGAAAAUGGUUUAUUAUUGCACUCUGAAAAAAGACAUGAAUAAGGAAUAGCUCAGGAACGGUUUGCUAACUAACCAUUAUUUAACUUCAUAUCAAAUUUAAUGCCUAAUUAUUAAUUAAUUAGUUGUGACAUAUUAGUUUUCAGGCCAUCACAGAGCUCAAAUAGGACUGAACUGGAAAUGAAAUAAUGAUAACUUCUUGAUCCAGUUAUAAAAAAUAAACACUGGUUAUUAAAAGAUCAGAUUAUUAUGAGGUAUGAGAGAAAAGUUGAAAAAAAACUCUACUCAUGGUUUUCAGGUUUUCUAAGUUUGGUCUAAAA
This is a messenger RNA of Girardinichthys multiradiatus, 3214 nucleotides long. It is a transcript of the gene tbx6, whose product is annotated as T-box transcription factor 6. Gene Ontology annotation, molecular function: DNA-binding transcription factor activity, RNA polymerase II-specific; RNA polymerase II cis-regulatory region sequence-specific DNA binding. Gene Ontology annotation, cellular component: nucleus. Lineage: Eukaryota; Metazoa; Chordata; Actinopteri; Cyprinodontiformes; Goodeidae. Gene Ontology annotation, biological process: positive regulation of DNA-templated transcription; vasculogenesis; heart looping. The coding region runs from base 43 to 2187 and encodes 714 amino acids. The transcript has 7 exons. The record is from RefSeq and is a predicted model, not a curated record.